AUGGGAGAUUAUAGUCUGAAUCUUAACAGCAACAACCUUGCGUCUGAGGCUGCCGCUGAGGUGGACAAGAAUGAGGUUGAUGACACACUGGACUUCGGGGACCCUGAGUAUAAAGGCCAGGAUUCUGUGGAUCUUCUGGACCUAAAUCCCCAAGAUGAGGAUGAUGUCCAGCUGGAGCUGGAGAGCCCCCUCAAGGGGGAGCCUGAGCAGGAAGUCACUGGGACACAGGAUCAGGAUGAGAUCCUUUCCCAUCUGCAGAGUGUCCAGGACAAGGACUUGGAGGAGGGGAAGAUGCCUGAAGUGAGCCGACUGUCCAUCAGCCAAGAGUUGCCAGUGCCCAGAGGCAAAAAGAAGAAAAGAAGAAUCUUCGAUUUGGCAAGACCCAAGACCAACCGGCAAAUGUUGACAGACAGGGUGGGCUGCUGUCAGGGCUAUGCCUGGAUUUCCCCCUGCAAGAUGACCUUGCAUUUCUCUGUCUUCUGGCCAUCCAUCUACUGGACGGAAAGAUUUCUAGAAGACACUACCCUGUCCAUCACUGUGCCAGAGAUAUCUGCCCGCGUGGAAGAACUGGCUCGGCCUAAGAGGUUCUACUCAGAGUAUUACAACAACAACAGGACCACACCCAUCUGGCCAAUCGGUCGGUCCACCUUGGAAUUCCAAGCAUCUAAUCGCUUGAGGGAACUGGCUGCUCCUAAGAUCCGGAAUAACAUCUGGAAUAUAAGCAUGUCUGAGAUGACCCAGGUGUCCAGGGCAGCCCAGACGGCCACCCCCAGUCCACGGAUCCUCCAACUGGCAAAGCCCAGGCCCCCAGCCACCCUGCUGGAAGAGUGGGACCCCAUGCCAAAGACCAAGCCACAUGUGUCGGACAACAGUCGCCUCCUUCAGCUGGCCAUGCCCAAGGUCCUGUCGGAGAAGUGUGUACCCGACCGCAACCCCCACUGGCAGGUGCUGGAUGCUGCCAAGAAGGCGGUGGCCAGUCCCCGGAUCAUCUCCCUGGCUAAGCCGAGGGCACGUAAGGACCUCCAUGAGGAUUACAACCGGCCUCGCCUCGCCUCAAUGAGCUCGCCAUCCCCAAGAGCAUCACCAGAAAAGUGUGACUGGCCAGGCGCCACAAGGUGGGAAGGAAGAUAUGUGAACAGGUGCUUGAGCGCAGGCGAGGCCACUGGGAGCCAGUACUUCACCACCGACAUCUCCCCAGGCCUGCAGAGCGCACCCAACACCUCGGCCCCGCCGCCCGCGAAGCCCGACAGGGGGCGCCCGGACCCGCCCGCGCGCACCUACUACGCGCCGGCCCGCCCCGGCUCCGCCCCCGCGUGCCGCAGCCAAUGA
This is a messenger RNA of Elephantulus edwardii (Cape elephant shrew), 1329 nucleotides long. It is a transcript of the gene SPMAP2, whose product is annotated as theg spermatid protein. Gene Ontology annotation, biological process: spermatogenesis. Bases 1 to 1329 code for a protein of 442 amino acids. Lineage: Eukaryota; Metazoa; Chordata; Mammalia; Macroscelidea; Macroscelididae. The record is from RefSeq and is a predicted model, not a curated record. The transcript is spliced from 10 exons.